CUCACCUAGCCCUUCAGAUUGGUGGUCGUCUUCUUCCUCUGUAAACUAGCCUUUUCUGCCUCCCCAUCUCUCCGUCGAAGCCAUCACACAUCAUGUCUUCUGCUUCAUUUCUUAUGUUUUCUGAGUCUAAGUACAGUGAUACUAGAAAAGGGGAUUCAGAAAAGGCAGUGGAGAGGGCUUCUUCCUCUAUGCUGACCGGCGGCUACCACUAUGCCGACGAGGAGCAGCGUGCACCAAUUGUCCUGAAACCAGCGGGGCAUGGCGCACCUGCUGUUGCUGCUCCGGCCUUCCGUGACGAACUCGAUGAUGUGUAUGAGGGCGGGUCUUCUUCUGCAAAUGACGACCACCAGAUGGAGGCCGCCGAAGAUCUCCGGUACCGGACCCAGUCCUUCCAGGCGCUGCACCAGGGAGUGGUGGAUGGCAGCAGGAGCGUGGAGGAGAAGUGCGCUUGGCUUCGGUCUCAGCUGAUUGGGGAGGAUGUUGAGUUCGAUACUCCCUUCGGGAAGCGCCGCCUCACCUACGCCGACCACACCGCCUCCGGCAGGAGCCUCCACCAUAUUGAGAACUACAUCAUCCAAAAUGUCCUGCCAUUCUACGGAAAUACCCACACAGAUGACAGCUUCGUCGGCCACCGGACGACGAAGAUGGUGCAUGACGCGGCCAAAUACAUAAAGACCUGCAUGGGGGGCGGCGCCGACGACGCCUUGCUCUUCUGCGGCUCGGGGACGACGGCGGCGAUCAAGCGGCUGCAGGAGGUGAUGGGCAUCGCGGUGCCGUCCACGAUGAGGUCGAGGGUGCUCGGCUUGCUGAGGCCGGAGGAGAGGUGGGUGGUGUUCGUGGGGCCAUACGAGCAUCACUCUAACCUGCUUUCGUGGCGGCAGUCGCUGGCGGAGGUGGUGGAGAUCGGAGUUGACAGGGAGGGGCUGGUGGACAUGGAGGCGCUGCGCUGGGAGCUGAAGUCGGCCAAGUACGCGAACCGACCCCUGCUGGGCUCGUUCUCCGCCUGCAGCAACGUCACGGGAAUCCACACAGACACUCGAGCCUUGGCUCGGCUCUUGCACAAGCAUGGCGCCUUCGCUUGCUUCGACUUUGCUGCUAGUGGGCCAUAUGUGAAGAUCGACAUGCGAUCGGGGGAGCUUGAAGGGUAUGACGCAGUGUUCUUGAGCCCUCACAAGUUCGUCGGCGGGCCGGGAACACCAGGGAUUCUGCUCAUGAGCAAGACCCUCUAUUGCCUCCGAUCAUCCCCACCUUCCUCCUGUGGUGGAGGAACUGUGGCCUUCGUUAAUGGCUUCAGUGAGCAGGACACCUUAUACUAUGAGGAGAUAGAGGAGAGGGAGGACGCCGGAACUCCGGCGAUCGUCCAGAAGAUCCGGGCGGCCCUGGCUUUCUGGGUGAAGGAGUACAUGGGCUACCACCUCAUCGAAGCCCAGGAGUCUUUCUGGCUCGAACGGGCGCUUAAGAGGCUGCUCUCCAACCCAAACGUGGUCGUCCUCGGCAACACCAAGGCCAAUCGCCAGCCAAUCCUCUCCUUCUUGGUCCACACGACCUCUCCCGCGGAGACGACGUAUUCAGGAGAGAAAGGGGACCGGAGUAGUGGCGUGUUCAUGUGGAAGGAGAGGGCCACAAGGAGGGACAAACCACUCCAUGGCCGCUUCGUUACCAAGCUCCUGAACGAUCUCUUUGGAAUCCAAGCUCGCGGUGGCUGUGCCUGCGCUGGCCCCUACGGCCACAUAUUGCUCGGUGUGGGGAAGGAGCAAUCUCUUGCCUUCCGAUCUGCAAUCCAAAAGGGCUAUAAUGGACUCAAGCCUGGUUGGACAAGAAUCAGUCUCUCAUACUACAUUUCCAAUGAAGAGUUCGAGUUCAUACUUGCCGCCAUUGAGUUCAUUGCCAUCUACGGCCAGCGCUUCCUCCCACUCUACCGCUUUAGCUGGAAAACCGGCGACUGGACGUGCAGGAAGAGCGCGGUCAGCAGCGUCGUGAAUGGCAACCUUGAACCAGCAGGCAGAGACGGAUGGCUGUCAACUUCUGGUUCCCUAAUCUCAAACGGAAACGCCAUGACCCUCGUUGAGCGCAAGUAUGCGUCGUAUCUCGAGAACGCCAAGCUCGCCGCCGAUGCCCUCGACAGGUUCCCUCCGGCACGGCAGAUUCCUCCAGAAGUUGAUCAAGACCUCGUUCUUUUCAGGGUCUGAUGUCGACGACGUAGCCUAACCAAAUACUUUAUGUACACUUGUUUACAUGUGAAAGGCUUUUAACACUUUUCCAUUAAAAAUGUACAUCUAUGUGAUUAUCUAAACACGUUUAUAUGAGUUCCUUACAUUUGCUUUUGUC
Messenger RNA from Nymphaea colorata (pocket water lily), 2328 nucleotides. RefSeq lists its product as uncharacterized. The record is from RefSeq and is a predicted model, not a curated record. NCBI's taxonomy places the organism in Eukaryota, Viridiplantae, Streptophyta, Magnoliopsida, Nymphaeales, Nymphaeaceae. The coding region runs from base 93 to 2189 and encodes 698 amino acids. The transcript is spliced from 5 exons.